AUGAAGGAAAUCAGGAAAAAAAGAAAAGCAAUCGAAUCUUACAGUACUACAACAACCCAAUGGCCCGCCAAUGCACAAGUUUUGCGAGAGGCUCUGAGAGAGAUGGAUGAGCAGCAAGAGAAGGUGGAGCAAAUUGAGCGAGAUCUUUCUACUGAAAUACCGAUGAGCGAAAUUCACUCUCGUAGGAGGGCAUGGUAUAGGAGAAAGAUCGCAUAUGUAGAUGCAAUACAAGAUUCACUACUGGGACGGAAACGAAAAGCCAAAUCUACCAAAUCUGAGAAGGAAACACGCUUGAAGAAAGCUCAUCAGGCACAUACGGACCUUAUGCUACAACUUUGUGUGAAAGAGAAGAAGAGAUCCAGUACUCAGCAAACUGAAUUUCGAAAUCGUUUGAUAGAUUUCUAUGGAGUGAAACGGCAGGGGCUCGAUGAAGAAGAGAUCUGGUGCGUUGUGAGUCACUCAUGGGGCAAGUCAAGCCAAUUUGUGGCUGCGCAUAUCAUACCAGCAAAAUUGCAAGAUGCUCAAAUGAAACACAUCUUUGGGGAUGAGGCGAGCGACGAGUUGUUCUCCGUCAAGAAUGGUCUAAUGUUAGAAAAGCAGAUCGAAACAUGUUUCGAUAACCUCCAACUAGCGGUUGUCCCGUGCUUAACGGACCCAAGUUCUUGGGAGUUGAGAGUCUUGGACAAACAUCUUCUAAAAACAGUUCACUGGUUUACAAGCACUCGUUUUGAGAAGCUUCACGGAAGAAAGUUAGCGUUUCUGAACGAAAAUCGCCCUCGGAAACGUUAUCUUUACUAUCACUGGCUAGUUUGCAUGUCUGUAGCUGGUCAAAAGAAGAUGAAUAUGCCGAGGAUCAAGGAGGAGAGAGAAAGAUUCACUGAAUGUUGGGGUACUCCUGGACGAUACUUGCGCGAAGAAAUGAUAGCAGCGCUUAUAGGGUACGUUGGGCACAAGAUUCCUACCGAGAAACGUCUCAAACAGGAUAAGAAUGAGGACAGCUGUGAGGAGGACGAAGAGGACGAGGACGAAGAGGAAGAUAGCGACGAGGAUACUGAUGGCAGUGAGGAGGAGGAUAGUGGUGUGGAUGAGGAUAGUAGCGAGAAUUAG
Messenger RNA from Botrytis porri, 1107 nucleotides. RefSeq lists its product as uncharacterized. The coding region runs from base 1 to 1107 and encodes 368 amino acids. Lineage: Eukaryota; Fungi; Ascomycota; Leotiomycetes; Helotiales; Sclerotiniaceae. The record is from RefSeq and is a predicted model, not a curated record. The transcript has a single exon.